This is a messenger RNA of Condylura cristata (star-nosed mole), 1588 nucleotides long. It is a transcript of the gene WBP1, whose product is annotated as WW domain binding protein 1. The coding region runs from base 470 to 1378 and encodes 302 amino acids. The record is from RefSeq and is a predicted model, not a curated record. The transcript is spliced from 5 exons. Lineage: Eukaryota; Metazoa; Chordata; Mammalia; Eulipotyphla; Talpidae. Gene Ontology annotation, molecular function: WW domain binding.
UCAGGCACUCGGUGUCAUCCCGAAAACAGGACUCAGGCCAAUCAAAGGCAACUUUACUCUCCUGGGCGGCCGCUCAUUGGUUGCUAGCCCAAAGCCUGUCCUGUUUUCCACAUUGGCUAGUGUCGCUGUCAGUCAGGGCCAGGGUCGAACCUUAUCCCACUCUUUGUCUGUGCGAGCUCUUGUUGUCUGGGAGAGUGGCGGAGGCGCUGCCGUCCAUUGGCCACAAGGAGAAACCUCUGUUCUGUUCCUAUUGGCGGAUCUGUCGGAGGACGAUGCUGAUUGGCAGGGCAGAGCAACCUCGGUCCUAGUUGGCAGAGCUCUCCCCGGAUGGAAGCUCCGGCCGCGGAGUGAUGGUGGCGGCAGCGAAGAUGGGCCGGGCAGGGACCAUGGCGGUGGCGGCAGAGGUGGCAGGGGAGGGGCGGCUGGCGGUAGAGGAGGCUGUGGUCUUCAGGGGACUGUAAGUGGAGGAAUGGCUCGGGCCAGCGGCGGGAACGGCAGCGAGGAGGCCUGGGGGGCACUUCGGGUGCCGCAACAGCAGAGUCCGGCAGCGUCUUCUCUUGAGGGAGCAAUUUGGAGAAGAGCUGGAACCCACACUCGCGCCCUGGAUGCCAUCCUUUAUCAUCCACAGCAAUCCCAUCUGCUUCGAGAGCUGUGCCCAGGAGUGAACAACCAGCCCUACCUCUGUGAGAGUGGUCACUGCUGCGGGGAGACUGGCUGCUGCACCUACUACUAUGAGCUCUGGUGGUUCUGGCUACUCUGGACUGUCCUCAUCCUCUUUAGCUGCUGUUGCGCCUUCCGCCAUCGACGGGCUAAACUCCGACUGCAGCAGCAACAGCGGCAGCGUGAGAUCAACUUAUUGGCCUACCACGGGGCGUGCCAUGGGGCUGGCCCUGUUCCUACCGGUUCACUGCUUGACCUUCGCCUCCUCAGCGCCUUCAAACCCCCAGCCUAUGAGGAUGUGGUUCACCGCCCGGGCACACCGCCGCCUCCUUACACUGCAGCCCCAGGCUGCUCCUUGACUGCUUCCAGUGAAUGCACCUGCUGCUCCUCUGCUUUUAGCUGCCCUGCCCACUUCGAGGGAACAAAUGUGGAAGGUGUUUCCUCCCACCAGACUGCCCCCCAUCAGGAGGAUGAGCCCGGGGCAGGGGUGAGCCCUGCCCCCACACCCCCCUCCUGUCGCUAUCGCCACCUGACCGGUGACUCGGGUAUUGAGCUCUGUCCUUGUCCCCACUCCAGCGAGGGUGAGCUAGUCAAGGAGGCUAGGGCUAGUGCUACCCCACCAGAUCUGGCGGACCACACCCCUUGUGCACUGCCCCUAACUCCGAUACCCCAGGUCUCUCCUGUGGGGCUGGCUUCCAGUGAAAGGGACAUCCCAUAAGUAGUUUGGGAGGGUAGGUGAGAUAUUUGCCCACCAAAAAGAUUCCUGAUCCCAACACUUUGAGUUCUUGGUCUCUCCCCAAUUCCUAGAAUCUGUCUGAAAGAGCUGGAGCUCUAAUGAGAGGGGCAGUGCUUGGGGGGACUGUGCUAGCUCUAUUCCCCCCCAAGACAUACACAGGAGCCUUUGAUCUCAUUAAAGAGAUGUGAACCA